AAUUGCAAAGAAAAAGAACGGUUAAGAAGAAAACCAUCUGCAUCUAUACCACUUAAGCAAUCAAUGAACAAACCUCAAAAAGCGUCAACACUAGUGCCAGCGAAAAUUCCUGAUGUAGAGGAGCAGUACACAGAGUAUGAGGUGGUAGAUGCACCAAUGAAACCAGCUGUUGCUGAAGUUGACAAAGACGGAAAGAGAAGGCGUCGACGUACUAGGAUUUAUGACACACUUGCUGAUACGGAUCGACCAUCAUCCGAAACCACGGGAUAUUCAUCAACAAAGACCUAUGAAACCGUGGAUGAUACCACUACUAAGAAAAAGGAUGGGGAUACCGUGCAGAAGAAGAGUAAGCCUAUUGAGGAGAAGUCGACAGCUGAUCAAGCAAAGGCUGAUGCUAAACCAGUAGUUAAGAAGGGUAAUCAGAAACCAUUGAAAAAAUCUUCAAACAAGGAGAUAAUGGCUGAGAAAAGUAGCGCUGGGUCUUCAACGCCUGUUAUUAAGAAAGGGCCAAAGACGGUUGUAGAUCAGAAACUCUUAGCCGAUCAGAAUGACGUCAAGCCAGAAAUAACCCAGAAUCCAGGAGAAGAUGUGGAUGAUCGGAAGCCGGAAUUGACCCAGAAACUAGAACAAGAUGAUCAAAUUUCACCUGAGCGAAUGCUACAGAAGCUUCAAAAGCCAAGGAAUGAAACUAAGCAGGAAGCAGACGAGCCACCCAAAGCAGUUGCAGGAAAUGAUGCUUGCCGGAAGCUUAGUGUUAAAGUUGCUCAUAAUUAA
Messenger RNA from Strongylus vulgaris, 774 nucleotides. Lineage: Eukaryota; Metazoa; Nematoda; Chromadorea; Rhabditida; Strongylidae. The record is from the annotation of a GenBank genome assembly.